This is a messenger RNA of Protopolystoma xenopodis, 357 nucleotides long. The record is from the annotation of a GenBank genome assembly. Lineage: Eukaryota; Metazoa; Platyhelminthes; Monogenea; Polystomatidea; Polystomatidae.
AUGGGCAAUUCGAUAGGUAUGACAAAUAUGACCAACGGUUUAACACCUGCUGUGAAUACUUCAAAUGCCGCCUCUGCCAUUGCUUCUACAGCAGUGAGUGGUGUUUCCUGUGCUGCUUCCUCCGGAAUGUUUCCUCGUGAUCCCACUACUUCCACUCCCAUUGAACACUCUGCCUCUGCGAUGUCUGCUCGCUCUGGUGGUGCUUUCUCUAGCCAUGGAGGCGCUUGGCAUUUGGUGCACAGGAUUACUGGUCAUCGUGAUGGCAUCUGGGAGGUAACGUCGUUUCGACGAAUUGUCGCCACUGCUUCAGCUGACAGCACGGUUAGAUUAUGGAUGAAUCAGGCGGUCAUGAAGUGA